Messenger RNA from Coccidioides immitis RS, 1380 nucleotides. Its product is annotated as alpha methylacyl-coa racemase. Gene Ontology annotation, molecular function: catalytic activity. NCBI's taxonomy places the organism in Eukaryota, Fungi, Ascomycota, Eurotiomycetes, Onygenales, Onygenaceae. The record is from RefSeq and is a predicted model, not a curated record. Bases 1 to 1380 code for a protein of 459 amino acids. The transcript has 6 exons.
AUGCCACCUCAUCCUCUAUUGAGACCGCUGUCCUUUCAUGCAAUUCUUCGUUAUCGUUCCGCCGGACCCUUCACAUCCUUUCGUUGUUUUCCGCCCUCAGCUUUCUUCUCCUCGUCAUCUAGGUUCUCGAGUUCCCAUAGCAAUGCGAGAAAUCGCACCUUAUUUCAAAAUACCGGGGCUCUAGACGGGUACAAGAUCUUAGAUCUCACAAGAGUUCUAGCAGGGCCUUUUUGCACCCAGAUCCUCGCCGACUAUGGUGCCGACGUGAUAAAAGUUGAGCAACCGGGAAAAGGAGACGAAACGAGAUACUGGCGGAUUCAUGGCGAGAGCGAAAAGUGGAAGGAGGAAGGUAUAUCGUGCUAUUUUGCUUGCGUCAACAGGAACAAGCGCGCCAUAACCCUGGAUUUGAAAAGUGAGAAGGGAAGAGAGAUUUUGUUGGAUCUUGUGAAGAAGGUUGACGUGAUCGUUGACAAUUUCGUGCCGGGGAAGAUGGACCAGCUCGGAAUCGGGUACGAUACUCUUUCGAAAGUAAACCCAUCCAUCAUCCACGCGAGCAUUUCGGGCUACGGAGCUGGAGGACCAUACUCCAAACGCGCAGGGUACGAUAUAAUCGCCGCGGCUGAAGGAGGGCUGCUUCAUGUGACGGGAGAAGCUCAAGGUCCUCCGACAAAGCCAGGUGUGGGACUUACAGAUCUCUGCACCGGGCUUUUCAUGCACGGUGCCAUUGUAUCCGCCUUGCAUGCGCGAAACAGGACAGGAAAAGGCCAGAAGGUUGACGGCUCCCUAUUUGAAACCCAGCUGGCCCUGAUGGUCAACAUAGCCUCAGUUUGGCUCAACAUGGGCCGCGAAGCGAAGAGAUGGGGAACGGCGCAUCCCAGCAUUGUUCCAUACGAGGCGUUUCCUACCAAAGAUUCCUAUCUUGUCAUGGGUGCAACGAAUAACCGGCAAUUUGCCAUAUUAGCAGAGCGCCUGGGCCAGCCAGAUCUCGCGCGGGACGAAAGGUUCCGAACGAAUGACGCCCGUAUCGAGAAUCGUGUAGAGCUGAAUAAGAUCCUACACGAGCUGUUUCAAACAAGAACCACUGAUGAAUGGUUAACAGUGUUCGAAAACAGUGGUAUGCCAUAUGGGCCGAUCAACUCGAUAGAGAAAGCGUUUGGCCACGCUCAAGCGCAGGCCAGAGACAUGGUAAACACGCUGCAGAUGGAUUCUGCAGCAGACGGAGAGUUCAAGGUCACAGGGUUCCCGGUCAAGUUCAGUGAAUCGAAGCCGUCGGUUCGAAUCAAUCCGCCCCUGCUCGGUCAGCAUACAGAGGAGGUCCUUGCGGAACUUGGUAUCACCGGAAAGAGGGUCGACGAACUUCGGCGGCAGGGUGUGGUUUAG